Molecule: messenger RNA, 436 nt
Organism: Staurois parvus
Lineage: Eukaryota; Metazoa; Chordata; Amphibia; Anura; Ranidae
Source: the annotation of a GenBank genome assembly
GAGACCAGAUAUAGUGAAUGCAGGGCUUGGAGACACCAGAUAUAGUGAAUGCAGGGCCCGGGGAGACCAGAUAUAGUGGAUGCAGGGUCUGGGGACACCAGAUAUAGUAAAUGCAGGGUCCAGGGAGAUCAGAUAUAGUGAAUGCAGGGUCCGGAGACACCAGAUAUAGUGAAUGCAGGGCCCGGGGAGACCAGAUAUAGUGCAUGCAGGGUCCGGAGAGACCAGAUAUAGUGAAUGCAGGGUCCGGGGAGACCAGAUAUGGUGGAUGCAGGGUCUGGGGAGACCAGAUAUAGUGAAUGCAGGGCUUGGAGACACCAGAUAUAGUGAAUGCAGGGCCCGGGGAGACCAGAUAUAGUGCAUGCAGGGUCCGGGGAGACCAGAUAUAGUGAAUGCAGGGUCCGGGGAGACCAGAUAUAGUGAAUGCAGGGUCCGGGGA